Homarus americanus (American lobster) is the source of this 1741-nucleotide messenger RNA. RefSeq lists its product as uncharacterized. The record is from RefSeq and is a predicted model, not a curated record. Lineage: Eukaryota; Metazoa; Arthropoda; Malacostraca; Decapoda; Nephropidae. The coding region runs from base 114 to 1601 and encodes 495 amino acids. The transcript is spliced from 7 exons.
GAGGAGUGUCGCGCCCUGGUGGAAACACGUCUUUAUUUGUUAGUGUGUUUAUCAAGUAUUGGUGAAGAUUUCUUGUACUGUCUACUGUUGAGUUUCUAAGGUUUGCGGGAGAUAUGGACUACUACCACCACAACAGCCCUGGCAGGAGGCAUAGCUUGCUGGACGUGACUCAAACUCAGAAGUGGCGCCCUCGCAGUAAUUCUAUGAGCGUGAUGGAUGUUACUAACUUUACACCGAACAUUAGCGGGUUGACUAACAGACGCUGCUCUGCUACGCCCUGCACCACGCCCUGCUUCGUCAGUCCUCGCAUGGCCUUCUCCACACAGUUCUCCUACGACUCUCCCAUCCAGAUCUUGACGUCAGAUUCGACACUCUCACCUCGGGCUGUUUCGAAGCUUCAAAACCGUUACUCGCUCAGGAACCUUCCCAAGCGGUACAAGACCGUCCUUAUCAUCCUGUUGUCUACACUGGCAGCCGGUCUCUUCCUCGCCAGGACGUUCGGCGAGAGAGCUGGACAAAAGACCGUCUCCAGCCGGCAGUACUGUGGCGAUAACGACCCUGACUGUUUGAAUGAUGACGAGAAGGCCCAUGAUCACCCCAGCCUUAAGCGGUUCAUGAGGUCGGUGAAACGGCCAACGCACUACCACAGCCUGACCUCUGACCUAGAUAAUCUGGAGGUGGAGACGGGGUACGCGGGGCACCUAACUGAGGCCCUGCCAUCACACGAGAAGGAGGAAAACUUUGAUGUAUCGGUGUUGCUCGAGGAUGUUGAUACGGACAUGCAACAGCUUCAGUCGGACGGAUACUUGGAGGAGGAAGAUGAUGGUGAUGCCGCCAAGGAACCGCUGCACACGAUUAUGUCCGAGGAACUCGCCGAAGUAAAGUCUCCCGAGGCAAGGUUUACACAGAAGAGGAGGUUUAUGGUGGUACAAGGAGCUUACGUGGAAGCCGAGCAGCAGCAGCAAGAUGUACAAGAAUACCCAUCAGAAGUUGAACAGGUUGGUCUACACAGCGAGGACGGAUCUAAUGUGCAAGAAUAUGAUGUACAAGAAUAUGAUGUACAGGGACGGUUUGAUGGUUCUCGAGUACAAGACGAUGGUAGUUUUGUACAGCAGUAUGGCGGACAGGGCGAGUACAUGUAUGUGCAUCAGACUGGCCAAACUAAUGUAAGGGAAGGCGAGGAACAAAAUGGUCGCCAGCCACAGGAUGUCAUAGUAGACCGGCAGACGUCAGGGCAGAGGAACGAAGAACCCGGAGUCCAGAUGAUGCAAAAUGAGGGCCAAAUUAUCCAGGAAUCUCUGCGUGACAGCCAACGUGCUAGACUGCGUGCUGACCACCACCACCGCCAGCAGCACCACCACCGCCAGCAGGAGGAACACAGGAAUGCCAAACCCCGAACGGGACCUGAACCACACCGCCGUCAGGAGAGACCAUCACAACAUCCUCGGGAACAGUCGGUGAGAAAGAUCAAUCGAGGACCACUGAACAGACCGCAACAGAUGGGUGGGUCGAGAGGACCGCUUGAGACCGAUAGAAGACCGCGACAGGAAAGAUUACCUCCAGGCGUCCACCCUCGCAGAUACAAACACGCAGAGCUGUGAUCACUUACUUUAUCAUUGCAAGUAACUGAACCUUUGUCAGUUCAGAAAGUUCGCAAGGAAAUUACAGGAAAUUAAUUAUUUUUAAACCGGUUUUUAAUAUUUUAAUGUAUGGAUGUAAAAUAAAUGCCUGUUUUUUGUAA